AUGCCCAGUCCAGUGCAACCGGCGGAAACACCCUCCAAGAGAAAGUCAAUAUUGAAGGAGACUCCCAGCAAAGUCAAUGGGUUCACAUCAGUGGAUGGCACGCCUAGCUCGCUGAGAAAAGUUUUGUUCGCGACUCCGACGGAGGCAAAGGAGAAGGUCAAUGGGAAGGAGGACGAGGAGACACCGACAGCGGUCCGCAAUGAUCGAUCGGCGCAUAGAAAGAGUCGACAGACAUUGCAGAAGCAGCUGGUAGAGGUGGAGGAUAGUGAGGAGGAUGCACGGGAUGAGGCGAUCGCGGCGGCAAUAUUGGGCGAGGAGGACGACGAGGAUGAAGAUGGGGAGGAUGAAGAGGAAGACGAGAUUGCGGUCGAUCUCACGGCAACUCCUUCCAAGUCUGGCAAACCACGCGGUAGACCCAAGGGACGACGACGAGUGCGGACACCGAGUCCACCACCGGAUCUCCCUUCUCACGAACUGUUCUUCUUCCAGAAUCGUGCAGGCGGCAACAAGACUUCCACAAACACUCUCGCGCCUGGUCUGCUUCUCAACCACGACGACUACUUCACUCAGAUCAGCACAUACACGGACCCUCACCAGGAUGACAUCUCUCGACUAGAGUCACUUCAUGCUAGUGCAUUCUCGCAAUGGGCGUUUGAACUCUCCCAAGGCUUCAACAUCUGUCUCUACGGGUACGGCUCCAAGCGAAAUCUGGCUACGUCCUUCGCCACGCAUCUCUACCAGCAGUCAAGCCCGUCGCCGACAAUCGUGGUAGUGAACGGCUACACUCCCAAUAUUACUCCGAGAGACAUCGUCCAAACUUUGGCAUCUGCCGUUCUACCAGAGUCCAUCUCCUUGCCAGCCCAGCCUGCGGCAAUUCUCGACAUCCUCCUCCCGAUCCUGAAUCCCGCAAAACACGACAUUCACCUUCUUAUCCACUCCCUCGACUCGCCUCCUCUUCGCCGUAGCCCAGUACUGCCACUCCUCCUCGCUCGUUUGUCCUCCCAUCCUUGCAUCUCUCUCCUUUGCACAGUCGAUACGCCUUCCUUUCCAUUUCAUCCGGUCCUCUCCCAUCCGCAAAGUCCGCCAUACCUCUACCAUGAUGCAACGACUUUCGCGCCGCUGACGCUCGAACUGGGCGAUGUGGUAGAAGAUGUAAAUGCUUUGCUGGGACGGAGCACGAGACGACUCGGAGGCAAAGACGGCGUGGCAUACGUGCUGAAGAGUUUACCCGAGAAUGCAAGACGUUUAUUCGCAAUCUUGCCCAAAGCCAAACCCAAAGCGUCGAAGACGAAAGUCCAGCCUUCCGCCGGCGGCCAGGGAGUGGAGUACCGCGCGUUGUACCACAAAGCUGUGGAGGAGUUUGUGUGCAGUAGUGAGGUUGGGUUCAGGACGUUGUUGAAGGAGUUUCAUGAUCAUCGUAUGAUUGAGAGUCGGACCGACAGUACCGGGACGGAGAGGUUGAUUGUGCCGUUUGGGAGGGGAGAGUUGGAAGGGGUUUUGACGGAAAUCGUGUGA
Zymoseptoria tritici IPO323 is the source of this 1515-nucleotide messenger RNA. RefSeq lists its product as uncharacterized. The record is from RefSeq and is a predicted model, not a curated record. The transcript has 2 exons. Bases 1 to 1515 code for a protein of 504 amino acids. Gene Ontology annotation, molecular function: DNA replication origin binding. Gene Ontology annotation, biological process: DNA replication. Gene Ontology annotation, cellular component: nuclear origin of replication recognition complex; nucleus. Lineage: Eukaryota; Fungi; Ascomycota; Dothideomycetes; Mycosphaerellales; Mycosphaerellaceae.